Messenger RNA from Eufriesea mexicana, 4354 nucleotides. RefSeq lists its product as uncharacterized. The record is from RefSeq and is a predicted model, not a curated record. Lineage: Eukaryota; Metazoa; Arthropoda; Insecta; Hymenoptera; Apidae. The coding region runs from base 1 to 1002 and encodes 333 amino acids. The transcript has 5 exons.
AUGUCGUGCAUUGGUUUAGCGGAAUGUCGUUCCCUGCUAGACACAUUGUGGGCUGUAGAUCUCAGUUUUGUACUAAGUGAGGAAGCAUUUCUUUUUGUGCAACUCUGUUGCCAGUACAGGACUCGUGUAAAAUCUGUCAGUGGAAAUAUGACAUCUCUUGGCCUCGGACACUCACCUAUCCCUUAUUCUUCUGUUUCAGCUGCGUCGUACCGUGGACCCGGGGAGGAUGAAGACAAGGACUCGUAUGCGGCUAGAAUCGCAUUCACGGGGAACUCGCGGAUCCUGGGCCCGAUGUGCAUAGUCGUUGGCGCCCUCAUGCUAGCCCUCGGCGUACUGCUGUGCAUGCUCACCAGAAGGGCGAGAAGAAGGGAGCGUAGGGUCGGCUUCCAUUGCCCACUUCAUGGGGAUUUUUACCCUCUGAGUCCUGUUCAGGGUGUCAAGAUGCUCGGUAUGUCAGGCAAGGAUGUCAGUGGUUGGUCAAAAAUCCCGUGCCUGAAGGGACGGUCCUCUGGCAAAGGUGGAAACGCGUCCUCCAGCGCACAUGUGGGUCCGCCACAAUGUCCGCACUCCGUGCUGAGCAGCACUCGUAGUUCCGUCAGCAGCUCCCCAUUGAGUCCUUGCCCAACGCCUAUGCCGUUCCUGGUCACCUCGGGCUCGGUCAGUAGCGGGAUGGUUCAAAGUGUCGGUGCUAAUUUAUCCCCGGACCAAACAUUCGGAUCGAUUCGAUCGCUGUCAGUGACGAGAGAAGUCGCCAGUUUCCCUCUAUCAAGAACGCCUACGCCGCCUCCGCAACACAGAACGCCGACGCUGACGAACCCAGAGGACCUAGUGAAUGUCGGGAGCCCCUUGAGGGAGGCUUCCCCGCGGCCAGAAGUACGAGUGGUGGCGCCAUCUCACCGGCCGCCAUCAGUGCUCGCGACGGUGAACAACGCGACCGGCGGCAAUGGGUCCGCGAAUCGCAAGUCGGUCAGCAUACUGCUGCCCGAGCACUCGAGCGGAUGACCCCAGCAGCAAAGCGGCUUUGUGCAUCGUUGCGACAAGGAGCCACCAUCGAUCUAGGGAUCCAGCGGAGACCGAACGACGAAGAAAGGCGAAGGCAACGAUGACGAGGCUCGAUUGCGCGACGAAGGGCCCCGGACCAAGUUCGUCGAGCAAUCGACGCUCGAGUUUCAAGGGCGGCGACCAUCAUCCGCGGCGUCGUGGCACUUCCAGCGAAAAUCUAACCCGCGCCGCGGCGAUGAUCGCGCGCAAUUACGAGCAUUCGUUCUUGGCAGCCAGAUCUCUGUCGCGAAUUAGGGGUUCAGCGAUAUCAGAGUGACUGCGGAAAUUUAAACGGAGUAGACCGAACCAGUUAAUCCGCGCUAUUGGCAAACAUUCAAUUAUCGACUUCGCUCCGACAGACCAAAUUGCUGGAUAAUUCACGCUGCCGGAGUGAUAGCCGAGACGACGACUCGUCGAGCAAUUUCGAGCUAAUUCGUUGUAUCUCCGUAGCACGCUCUGCUUCUUUUCUUCGUUCGAGUUUCGCGCUGAUAUUCUGACUAUUGUACACUCGCGGAGGAACAGCCUGUUAAGAGAGUUUGCUAGAGUUUGCGAGAGUUUCGAGGUCGAAGACGUAGAAUCUCAUCUACCUUCUUCCUCUGCGAGAGAGAAGACACGUCGAACGAUUCUCAGAGGCGCAACGACUACGAAUGUAACGUUGAGGAACUGCGAACUGUUUCCCGAAACCAAUGUAAGCUCAGGUACUUCGUAGAGCACGUCACCUGGCUGAAAGUAGUUGGUCGAAGCUCGCGAUUUGACACCGUAUAAAUUUAAGAAACACGAUCCUGCCAUGCGAGAGGGUAACAUAGACCCCUUACCUCUUGUUCUCUUGCAAAAACGUUUGAUCCUUGAGUUACCUAAGCGUCGUUGGCCUCUUCGGGGACGUGUACCUCGAAUGAUCGAUACGAGGAGGUAGAAGAAUAGAUGGAAACGUGCGUGGAAAAAAUUCAGAUCACUAGACAGCGUGUAAUACCUGUGCGAACCGUGUAGAGUGCAACAGAGUCCAAGAUCAGAACCCUUGUACCGGAGUAAUCCGUGUUCAUCGAUUGCCAAUGUUUAAGUUGCCCCUGUCGAUUGCAAAAAAGAAGCAUUUGCGAGGCUUCGCAAGAUUUCUCGACACUCUCGUUUUAAGAUGAGACUAAAGACCAUGCUGCUCUGUCGUUAUACUUAUCGAUAUUAAUAGUUUGGCUCAGGUUUAUGCAGCUUUGGGCUACGCGAAGAUCUGUCAGAGCUUCAGAGCGAGAGUCUCGAGAGCUAGGAUCAACGUAGCGAAUGGAUCUUGAGUAUCUUACCCUCGGGAUUGAUCGUUCAUCCUUAGGUCAGAUGAGAUGAGAGAGACGCGUUGAUCCCAAGGCUUAGGGUCUAACUCUAAUGUCGCAACCUUUCCUUUCUUCUAUAAUUUUUGGUUAAACAUGCUGUAACUUUUGGCGAAGGAUUCUGUAACGUUUGCGUAACAUUUUUGCGUCUGAUGCUUCUGAUAUCCCUCGCUUUCCUUGUUCAAUUCUGCCACGGUAAUUCGUAUCAUGGGCUAACUAUAUCACUGAGAAAAAAACCUCCUUUUGUAAUCGCUUGUAAUGCUUCUUGGAGUGAAAAUCAUGAUGAGAAGAAAAUCUCGAUUUAACUCUGUACUUUACAAGGCAGUAUAUGCGUAUCGAUUAUUGUUACCAAAUUGACAUAUGGCUGAAAAAUCUAGGAUUAUUAGAACGACCUAAAGUUCAACUGUAUUCACUGACAAUCCAACUACUGGUCGAGUAUCUAAAUUCUUGUUUUGUAUUUGAUUAUACACCGAGAUGAAAGACGAGAGACUGGAAUCCGUAGGUAAAGUAGGAAACUGUAUAAACGGGUUAAUUUUCUGUUCAUGUCGAGGAAUUUUAACGAAAACGCCAUCGAAUUACCACAUAGUAAGGCGACGGAUAUCGUACCUUGAAUGCACUCAACGUUCCACACCAGAACUUUAGAUACGACAAUCAAUGGACCCCGAGAAAUCAUUCGGAACGAAUUGUUGCGUUCUUCGUUGCGGCCAACACGCCGGCUAAUAUAACAAUAAUCCAUUACACGUGUUCCUUUCCGGUGAUGGAAACGCGCAGGAAGGCUGCACGAGGUUAACGAAAGGUUUCGCGAAAUCGAAGGAAACCCAUGCUUAUACAUUCACAUGAACAUCGACUGCUAUUUGACUGUAUGUAAAUUUAUAAAUGUCAUUCCACUGUUGCUGCUCCGAGUUAAAUCGACGUGAAGAAUCGAUUUUACACAGUGCAUUCGUAAUUCACUUAGAUUAGUUAAACGUUGUCACACGAUAAAAAUCUUGUUCCCAUCUGUGGAGAAAUCGGUACAAUAAUGUUCUUACAUAUAAGGAUAACGUAAUCGAGGAUCAUCAUUGUACAUGCACCUGAGAAAGGCAUGGAAGACGAAACGUGCUCAGAAAUUAGAUUAAAAAAGAAAAACAGAGACAAAUUGCUCCUAUGAACAAACACCAGGAAUAUUGUAAACGAACUUAAAAAUGGAAGAGAACAUUUCUAGGAAAGAAGGAGCAAUUCUGUACCUUCCUUGUUCGUCACUUUAGGCAAAUUAACAAAUUCCACCGUCUGAUAUAAGAUCUAGCUACGAUCUUUGCCCACGAUAAUAGAUUUAACAAGAAAAAACAAAGAAAAAUGAAAAAAAAAAACGCUUAGGUGAAAUUAAUCGAGAAAAAAAGACUCUUAGGAUUCGUUGAAAAAUCCCUUCGAUGGUGCUUCGUGGAUUAGUGCUUGAUCGAGAAUAUCGAGAAGAAAUCGUUGAACGACUUACUUCGAUUUAGGAAAUUAUCGUGGGCGCUAAUUACACACAUAGUCUCUAAGAUUCUAGACUUAAGGUAACGCAUAUUGAGUCGCUCACGAUUCAGAUGCCUGCUCGGUGAUCGUGACAAGCUGGCAAGCUUCGGCGAAUCUCGAUCGACCUAACCUUAAGCUCCGUUUCCAUCGCAAAGCAACGAGCUCUUUCGUACGUUCAUGGCCGAAGCCACGGCUGUUCAAUGACACUGUUCAGCUGUUCGAGGUCUCGAACAGCAACCGAGCAGACACACAAGGUUUUAAAUAAGACUCUAGUCCUGUAAAUACGUAGCUAGACGAAACGUGAAAUGAAAAAGAACGAUCGGCAGAACUGUUCACCCUGGAGACAUUCUUCAGGUAUACCAUGGUAAAACGUUCGUGGCCUGCGUCGAGAUUCCACCAUUGUCGUCCAUUGCAAAUCGAGGAAACGUUAUUCCAUUACAAAGACCAAUUGUUAUUUCGUUGAGCCAGUCGAGAUGUUCAUACCUGCAAUCAUUCAAACGAAAAAAAAA